Molecule: messenger RNA, 1030 nt
Organism: Pelodiscus sinensis (Chinese soft-shelled turtle)
Lineage: Eukaryota; Metazoa; Chordata; Testudines; Trionychidae
Source: RefSeq, a predicted model, not a curated record
AAUUUGUUCUACCACCCCCUCUGCUAACACCUUAACCUGGGACAGCUCCUCAGAUGUGUCACCUACAAUGAAUGGCUUUGGUAUGGGAAUGUCCCUCGCAUCCUCUGCUGUGGAGACGGAUACGGAGAAACUAAAUGAAUUUUUUGCAAUGGCCUUGUCUUCCUUGAGUGCUGCUUUAGCAUCUGGAUGGUCCAGUGGCCCCACUGGCUGCUUGGCAGCUUCCUGCUUGUGAUAGAUUUUUGGUCUCUUGCUAGUUGCACUUCAAAUUGUUUUUCUGGCCUGCAUGUGACUUGCCAGAGUGAGUUCCCUGUUUUCUUUGGGAUUUGAUUUCCACUUUAACAGGCUGUUUUGCUUAUGCCUCCCUUACUCUGGGCCUCUUACUGCUUCUCUUAUUUUAAUUGGGACUUUACUUUUAGUUUGGGCCAUUAGAGCCAUCCCCCACCAGUACGAACUACUCCACGCUGUGUGACUCUUGUACUCUAGUAUUUCCAUGAGCCAUUGAGUAUUGGUGUCCUGACAAGUUUUUCUGAUGCUGAUUAUCUCAACCUCCUCAUUCAAUACCAGGUGCUCAUGUUCACCCAUCUGAGGCUACAUCUAGACUGGCCCCUAAUUCCGGAAAAGUCAUGCAAAGCAGGUAUCCCCACUGAUGAAGAGCAGGCAACAGGCCUGGAGAGGAAAGUCAUGCAGGCCAUGGAAAAGGGACAGGAUCCGUACAACAUCCUCCCACCAAAGCGCUAUUCAGGGACCAAGGAGGAUCCCCACCUAGUCUCCUCCAUCUCCAGCAAGAGGAUUGUGGGCUGCAUCUGUGAAGAGGACAACAGCUGUGUGAUCUGGUUCUGGCUGCACAAGGGGGAGCCCCAGCGCUGCCCCUCCUGUGGGGCCCAUUACAAGCUGGUCCCCCACGAGCUGCUGCACUGAGGGUGCCCUGACCCUCCUGUCUCUGCUCCUUGGGACCCCAGGCCCUGCUGCCUGCUGCUCUGCAAUGGUGUGUGGUUUCAAUAAAGAGUUGCUGUUCAAGGCCUUGCCCCUA